CCCAAAAGAACAAAAAAGAAGCCGAAGUAGUGUUGCACUACACAGUAUUGUUGGCGUUGUUUUUCUGCAACAAGGCACAGAGAAGAGUACAACGAAGCACAACGUGGAGGUUGCUCAAUCUGUGUUUGAGGAAUCAGCGAAUCGCUAUGGCUUCUUCCAUGUUCUUCACCCAUUGCCAUUAUUCUUCUGCUUCUUCUUUCGCUUCUCGUCUCCAUCGCCAAGUGGGUCCCACACAUCUUCGCUUCUCAUCCCUUCAUUUCUCUCCAGCUACUUCCCAUAUUUCCCCCCUUGCUGCAAUGGUUUCUGAGUCCUCUGCUAAGGUGAUUGAUGGAAAGUCAGUAGCAAAACAAGUUGAAGAUGAGAUAACAGCUGAAGUCUCCAGAAUGAGAGAAGCCAUUGGUGUGGUUCCUGGGUUAGCUGUAAUCCUUGUUGGAGAUAGGAAGGAGUCAGCAACUUAUGUGCGUAAGAAGAAGAAGGCUUGUGAAACUGUUGGAAUCAAUUCUUUGGAAGCACAUUUACCUGAGGAUUCCACAGAAGAAGAAGUUUUGAACUAUAUUUCAGGCUACAAUGAUGAUCCUUCGGUUCAUGGAAUUCUUGUUCAGUUACCUUUACCUUCUCAUAUGAAUGAGCAAACAAUCUUGAAUGCUGUUAGAAUUGAGAAGGAUGUAGAUGGUUUUCAUCCCUUAAAUAUUGGUCGUCUUGCCAUGCGUGGUAGAGAACCUUUGUUUGUUCCCUGUACUCCAAAGGGAUGCAUAGAGCUACUGCACAGAUACAAUCUUUCUAUUAAAGGAAAGAGGGCUGUUGUGAUUGGUCGAAGCAAUAUUGUAGGAAUGCCAGCUGCUCUCUUGCUUCAGAGGGAAGAUGCUACUGUCAGCAUUGUCCAUUCCAGAACUGAUAACCCCGAAGAGAUCACAAGACAGGCAGAUAUUAUCAUUUCUGCUGUUGGGCAACCCAACAUGGUUAGGGGGAGCUGGAUAAAACCCGGUGCAGUCAUUAUCGAUGUUGGAAUCAACCCAGUAGAGGAUCCAAAUAGCCGUCGUGGUUAUAAAUUGGUAGGAGAUGUUUGUUAUGAAGAAGCCAAAAAAGUUGCCUCUGCUGUUACACCAGUUCCCGGAGGAGUUGGUCCAAUGACCAUAGCAAUGCUUCUCCAAAAUACACUCAUCUCUGCAAAGAGGAUGCACAGUUUUGAAUAACAUGGUGAAAGGGUGUACAUCAUUGUGAGCCACGAGAAUUACACUGAAAUAAUUAAACAACAGUCUAAAGUCUGAAUUUUUUGACCCCCAGUAUUAAUCAAAACAAAUAAAUAGGGGAUCAAUACACAAAUGGGACAUUAAUUAAUCAAAGAUCUAGUUGAUCACCUU
Molecule: messenger RNA, 1361 nt
Organism: Abrus precatorius (Indian licorice)
Lineage: Eukaryota; Viridiplantae; Streptophyta; Magnoliopsida; Fabales; Fabaceae
Product: bifunctional protein FolD 4, chloroplastic
Exons: 5
Coding region: 147-1193 (348 amino acids)
Biological process (GO): tetrahydrofolate interconversion
Cellular component (GO): cytosol
Molecular function (GO): methenyltetrahydrofolate cyclohydrolase activity; methylenetetrahydrofolate dehydrogenase (NADP+) activity
Source: RefSeq, a predicted model, not a curated record